Messenger RNA from Paracoccidioides lutzii Pb01, 612 nucleotides. RefSeq lists its product as hypothetical. The record is from RefSeq and is a predicted model, not a curated record. The coding region runs from base 1 to 612 and encodes 203 amino acids. The transcript has a single exon.
AUGUGGAAGAAGAAGCACGAUAAACGCAUCACAGCCGGAGAAACAGAAGCACCAAUUCAAUCUCUCCUAACAACAACAACAAUAACAACAGCAACGAAGAAAAUGUCGACUGCCUCAACCGCCACCCCCAUAACAACCCGCCGUUUCUUCCAGCCCAAAUCUCACCGGCCAGCCCCAAUCGAUACCUCUGGUACCACCACCACCACCACCACCACCACCAUCACAGCCAACUCCACCGCUACCACCAAUAGCCCCGUUUCCUACCUCCACUCUGGCCAGCGCACGAAUUCCCCUCCCCUCAUGGUCACUAGCCCAACUCAAUUCCAUCCCCCAACCCCUACAUCCCCCUCCACCUCCACUGCCCCAACUCCCACCACCCACUCGGCGCACAAGCGCUACUCGAGCCCAUACACGCAUACCAAACGCAAAAGCAGUGGCGGCAGCAGUCUCAGUGAGAAUAGACGAUUGUCGGGCACUGUUAAUUAUUGCGGGCGCCAUGGGAAUGAUUGGUUGUUUGGAGGGUUUAGUGUGCGGGAGAGUGUAGGGAAGCUUUUGAAUGGGGGCAAUGAGGGGGAUGGGGGGGGGAAUGAUGGGAGAGUGAGGAGGGAGUAA